Panthera uncia (snow leopard) is the source of this 2107-nucleotide messenger RNA. RefSeq names its product ral guanine nucleotide dissociation stimulator-like. The record is from RefSeq and is a predicted model, not a curated record. Gene Ontology annotation, biological process: positive regulation of GTPase activity; Ras protein signal transduction. NCBI's taxonomy places the organism in Eukaryota, Metazoa, Chordata, Mammalia, Carnivora, Felidae. Gene Ontology annotation, cellular component: plasma membrane. Bases 563 to 1873 code for a protein of 436 amino acids. Gene Ontology annotation, molecular function: guanyl-nucleotide exchange factor activity. The transcript is spliced from 10 exons.
AGCAGCAUAAGAGACUAUAGGGGUUGUGGCUGGAGGAGGACUUUCAGAACCAUGGAACUCACAGAUCUCUUGAUUUCCAUAGGAGGGCUUAUGUUUGGGGGCUUCCUGUGAAGAAGCAAAUGAGUCAAAGACAGCUGUGGAUGGGGCCCCAAAACUUCUGGGAAGCAGAGCACAGUCUGGGUUCAGUUGGUGCCUAAGAGACCCAUCCUUUCUACUGUUCUAUCUGGCUCUGCCUGCUUCUCUCCAUAUCUACCUCUGCUUACCACAGCAACUAGGGCCAAGAACAGAAGGUGUAGUGAGAAGACUGCUCAUAAAUCGGCCUCAAACGUAAGCCCUAUUACUGGUCUUUACUGAGGAUGGCAUUGACUAUGCCCAAGGCCGUGGUGAGAAGAGUAUCAGUGAAAAAACCAGACUCACACAGGUUUUCUGGAUGACUAGGCCUUCCACUGCAAAGGCGGGGUUGGAAGUGGGCUGGGCCAUCCUCUGGGAUCCAUAGAGAAAUAAUGAUGCUGUGGGAGUACAGUGUGGAAUAAAAGGCCAGGCCUCUGAUGCUUCUCCACACAUGACUCUACCCAGCACCCUCUCUCCCAUCUUGAGUACAUGGCCUGACCAGAAAUUUCAGGAUACCUGGCAGUCUCUGAAUUUUACCAGUUUCAAAGUAAAGACAGCCUAUGUGGAUAUGAAGCUGCAUGACUGGGACCUGAAGAACCACACUGCCCUUAUCCUGGUGCAUCAGGAAACUCUGGAGCCCACUGAGGCAGAGUCAGAUGUGCCAGCCCCAGGGCUCCUUCCAGUUGCAGAGCCAGAAAAGGGGUCUACUAUGGAACUAGAGACAGCGCCAGUUAUGUUUCAACCAUCACCUCAAGCGUCAGAGCCAGCAUCACCUCCAUCAGCUGUUCCAGAACUGGAACAAGUGUUAACAUCUUCUUCAGCAUAUGUGCCAGGUCCACAGCUACAAUCAGCUCAAUCAUCAGCUUUACUUAGAAUUUUAACUCCAGCUCUAAAAAUAGAGACAGAGCCAACUCCAGCGCCAGAGCCUUCCUGCCACGGGCAUGUGACCCCAAAGAACCAGCUGAAUGAGGAGAAGCCCAGCCUCAUGGACUUCCCUCCCAAGCUGGUGGCAGAGCAGCUAACGUACAUAGAUGCGGAGCUGUUCAAGAAGGUGCUGCCUCAUCAGUGCCUGGGCUCCAUCUGGUCCAAGCGGAAUAAGCCUGGUAAUGAGCACCUGGCACCCACAGUCUGUGCUACCGUCACCCAAUUUAACAGUGUGGUCAACUGUGUCAUCACCACCUGCCUUGGAAACCCAAGAAUGAUAGCCCAGGACAGGGCCAUGGUGGUGGAGCACUGGAUAAAGGUGGCCAAGGCCUGUCAAAUCAUGCGGAACUACUCUUCACUGCAUGCCAUCCUCUCUGCUCUGCAGAGUGUCUCAAUUUACCGUCUGAAGAAGACAUGGGAGAAAGUUUCCAGGAAGAGCUUUCAAAAAUUUAAAAAGCUGUGCACUGAAGAUAACCCACAGAGAAGGGAACUGUUCCUGAAGGAGCGGCCAUCUAAAUGGGCCACCCUGAUGAUGAGCCUCCAGAGAGCCCAGAAAAGGCUGCAGAAGAAGGGUGUUGUCCCCUUCCUUGGCACUUUCCUCACUGACAUGGUGAUGCUGGACACUGCAAUGGAGGACUAUCUGAAGGGCGAUGAGAUCAACCAUAAGAAAAAAACUAAGGAAUACAAAGUAAUGAAAGAGAUCAUGCUCCUCCAGGUGGCUGCAGAUAACUACACUCUAGAACCGAAGGAUCAGUUUAGAGCCUGGUUCCAGGCUGUGGAGCGACUCAGUGAGGAUGAGAGCUACAUCCUGUCCUGCCAGCUGGAGCCCCAAUCCUAACUGACCAGUGGAACUCAAGAACAAGAAGAAUUGGCCACAAUCAAGCUCAGGACUGAGUGAAUGUCCAGUGAUAGUGCAACCUUUCCUCAGCAGCUUGGACACUUGCUGUGAUGAAUCCCAUCUCCUUGACACUUUUUCCUCCCAUCUAUUUACCUACUUGGAGUGGCAAUAUUUAUCUUAAAUAGUAAAAGCUAGAUUUGAAUAUUAUUAUAUUAAAGCCUUCUUUCUUUUAUA